CAGUGUUAGCCUUAGCCGUGCAGUGAGUGAGCCGUCGGUGUCGGCAGCAGAGAUGGCGUCCCUCCUGCAGCCAGAUAGAGUUGUCUAUCUGGUUCGUGGAGAGAAAAGGAUCAGAGCUCCGUUAUCUCAACUUUAUUUUUGCCGCUACUGUAGUGAGUUACGAUCUCUGGAAUGUGUGUCUCACGAGGUCGACUCCCACUAUUGCCCGAGCUGCCUGGAGAACAUGCCAUCUGCAGAAGCUAAGUUGAAAAAGAACAGGUGUGCCAACUGCUUUGACUGCCCAUGUUGCAUGCACACCCUGUCCACUCGGGCCACCAACAUCCCUGCUCCCCUGCCGGAUGAUCCUACUAAGACAGCCAUGAAGAAGGCCUACUAUCUAGCCUGUGGCUUCUGUCGCUGGACAUCUAGAGAUGUGGGAAUGGCUGACAAAUCAGUUGCUAGUGGUGGAUGGCAAGAACCGGAGAAUCCUCAUACUCAGAGGAUCAACAAGCUGAUCGAGUAUUACCAACAGCUGGCUCACCGAGAGAAGCAGGAGAGAGACAGGAAGAAGAUGGCCAGGAGACGACAGUGCAUGCCUCUGGCAUUCUCGCAACACACUAUUCAUGUGGUGGAAAAGUAUGGCCUUGGAACCAGGCUGCAGAGGCAGAGGCCCGGAGCUCCCAUAUCAAGCCUGGCUGGCCUUUCUCUUAAAGAAGGUGAGGACCAGAAGGAGAUCACCAUCGAACCCGCCCAGGCGCUGGAUGAAGUGGAGCCCCUGCCUGAGGACUGUUACACCGGGCCCAUCUGUUUACCUGAGGUGACAACUCUGCGGCAGCGUCUUCUGCAGCCAGACUUCCAGCCUGCCGGGGCGUCUCAGCUCCACCCCCGCCACAAACACCUCCUGAUGAAGCGCUCGCUGCGUUGCAGGAAAUGUGAGCACAACUUGAGCAAACCAGAGUUCAAUCCAACUUCAAUCAAGUUUAAAAUUCAGCUGGUGGCUGUGAGUUACAUCCCUGAAGUGAGAAUUAUGUCCAUUCCAAACCUCCGAUACAUGAAGGAGAGUCAAGUGCUGCUGACCCUGACCAACCCAGUGGAGAAUCUCACUCAUGUUACUCUGGUUGCUUGUGAAGAGGAAGAUCCAGAUGACAUCAACAGCACUGCUAAGGUUAUAGUUCCCAGUAAGGAGCUGGUGUUGGCAGGAAAAGAUGCUGCUGCUGAGUAUGAUGAACUGGCUGAACCUCAGGACUUCCAGGAUGACCCAGAUGUUGUUGCCUUCAGGAAAUCCAACAAGAUUGGUUUCUUCAUCAAAGUAAUCCCUCAGAAGGAGGAAGAUGUGGAUGUCACUGUUUCAUUCAAGAUCCGCCACGACUUCCGCAACCUUGCAGCUCCCAUCAGGCCUAGCGAGGAGGGAGCCGACACCACCGCUGAGCCCAUUUGGCUCACUCACCAUGUCGAGCUGAGGCUGGGGCCGCUCGCUCCCUGAACAUGACGAUAAUCUCAAACAGCCGCACAGUCCUGGAACAGGACACUGGCUGAGCAAAAUUCUUCAAACUGUGUUAAAAAAUGAAUUCAAAUGAGAUUUCUGAUUCUGCUUAUUGACACCUAGAGCAUAUUUAACACCACCCAUCAUGCAGCCUGUCUAGUUCUGUUAAGGUUACAGCGGCUGCAUGUAGCUCCGUGGUACUCAUCGAUAUCUAAGAGUAUGUUAGAACAUGGCCUGUUGCAGACUAACUGAAAAUAGCAUCAAGUUUCUGACAAUAACCACCUCCUCAUCAUCUUAAAAUGAAAACUAAAAACUUUAUUUAUACACGUAUUCCUUAUUAUGUUUUAUUCUGAAAACUUCUACAUAUUUGCUGUUGUUGGCAAAUACAAAAUGAUGUAUUACUUUGUUUUUCUUUUCUGAACUGCAAUGUAGUUUACAUUCACAGGAUUCAUAUUUAAGAUACUAUAAAUGUAUUGCUGUAAGCUGUACGCAUUACUUACUUUUAAGAGAGUAAGACAUGAGCAGAAUCAGAAAUCUGAAUCCAGAACAAUCCAGACAGUUCCCCCUCACCUCUGCGCUUACAGCUUAUCCUCUGCCGCAGACAGUAGUAUUGUAUUAACUCGCAUGCUACAACUCUAGUAAAUAUCACACGUGUUUUUUGGUUCUGUACUGUACUCUGUUCAACAAGGUCGAACCUGCCCAAACACAUUUUACUAUUGUCUGAGAUCACAGUAACUUUUAUUAGCACUAUGGACAGGAUGUGUAAGAAGCUCUGUAAAUUACAUUACAAGUAAAAAGUGUUGAUCCGUUUAAUGUGUUGAGACACUAUAGAAACUUUUCAAAGUGUGUCCUUUUGAUUUGUUGAUUUCACUGACUUCCCUGUCAGUGCGUAUGGUAAGCUGCUGUUGUCUGUUUUUUGUUUUUUUGUUUUUUUUUUCUUUUGGGUCUCCAGUGUGUAAACCUAGUGAACCAGAACCUUACAACACAGUUAAUCUUCUGUACUGGCUAAUAAAAUGAAAAUCAGUGAUACUGUAA
Molecule: messenger RNA, 2497 nt
Organism: Sphaeramia orbicularis (orbiculate cardinalfish)
Lineage: Eukaryota; Metazoa; Chordata; Actinopteri; Kurtiformes; Apogonidae
Gene: dctn4
Product: dynactin 4
Exons: 14
Coding region: 53-1462 (469 amino acids)
Cellular component (GO): dynactin complex
Source: RefSeq, a predicted model, not a curated record